GAAAGCAAAAGGACGAAAUCCCUUCCGGUUUCUCUGCGCUCGCUCGUCCUGUCUGACACCGUGCCGCCUCUAUGAACAAACCAAUGACAGCGCCACCGGUCUCUCUGGCGGACUCAUUUCAUAUCAACUUUAAUCAAUGAUUGGUUAAUGUUCUUGGAGCUAAAUUAUUUUGGAAUGUGUGCUGCAGCUAUUGAAUCAGAAGAUGAGGUCCCAUCACUUUUGUGGGGUUUGAAUCCAAUCUUUUCAUCCUAUGCAAGACUAUACAUUAAAGACAUAUUAGAAAUAAAAGAGUCUAAACAGGUUCCAGGUAUAUUCUUUUACAACAGACAUCCAAUAAGACAAGUGGAUAUUUUUGGUACGGUGGUUCUAAUAAAAGAAAAAGAUUCCUUUUAUAUUUGUGGAGUGGAUGAUGGCACUGGUGUAAUAAGCUGUACCUGCUGGAAAAAUGCUUUAACAGAAAAGAAAAAAAUGUCAGAUUUGGAAUCUCAGCCAAGUACUUUAAGUGGUAUGAAUCUAACUGAUUUGAUAAGAAAUCUCCAAAUAGCAAUUCGAAAAAAAACAAUUCUGGAAAUUGGUGAUCUAAUCAGAGUCCGUGGUUGCAUUCGAAUUUACAGGCAACAACGGGAAAUCAAGGCUUCUGUGUAUUAUAAAGUUGAUGAUCCUAUGUAUGAAACUCAAAUUUCCAGAAUGCUAGAACUUCCUCGUUUAUAUAGGGAUAUUUAUGAUAAGAUAUUCCAGUUCCCAGAAGAAACACAAUGUAAUCAUGGUGCAUUAGAUGAACUGGGUUCUGUCAUGAAUCUGAGUAAAAAAAUAAGGGAUUUUCUAUUGAGGAACAAAAUUCAGAGCUUCUAUAUGCAGGAAUUAGAAACCAUUGAAGAUUUGGUAACAUUGGCCAAAAGAGGUGAACUUGGUACCACUGCUGAACAAACAGAUUCCAAAGCUGGUCCUUGCUCCAGACUGAUUAGAAAGUCAUUCAUGGAAGCAAUAAAGUUAUUGCAGAAAAAUGGUGUUCUUUUUCAAAAAUCAAACACUUCCCAAAAUAUGUAUCAUGUUACUGAACAGGAUACAGAAUUGCACAAAGUAACUCUUGAAGUUAUCAGAGCUGAUUGUAAGAGACCAAAAUAUGCUGAAAAAGGGUGCCAUCUUCGUCACAUACUCAGUUGUAUUCAGCAAAACUAUAAUCCUUAUAUCACUGAAGCUGUUGUCCAUUGUCUCCUUGAUUGGUUGGAGAUCAACAGUGAAGUUGUCACGACCAUGGAAGAAUACUAUACAGUCUUUUAAUCUAAGGGAAUGGAAGCCUGGAGCCAAACUUUAUUAUUCAGUGAUCUAUAACAUCACAGAUUUUACUAUGUACCUGCUGAGCUAUUUUUCUAAUUUAGAAGGUGAUGCAGAAUACAAAUCAUUUUAUUUUGUGGUAUUUUUAGUAAAUAUCAUUGUCUGACGCAUUUCUACUUUGUCUAAGAGCAAAAAAAAUACCAAGCAGUCAUGUAAAAGUAUGCUGCAACUGCCCCCUUGUGGUGGGAUAGAAUUAAAAAGAACAUAGUUAAAAAAAAACCCAACAGAAAGCAUGUACAGGGAAGAGCAACUUUCUGCCAGAGACCAAAAACACAAAA
This is a messenger RNA of Pseudonaja textilis, 1613 nucleotides long. RefSeq names its product STN1 subunit of CST complex (gene STN1). NCBI's taxonomy places the organism in Eukaryota, Metazoa, Chordata, Lepidosauria, Squamata, Elapidae. Gene Ontology annotation, cellular component: CST complex. Gene Ontology annotation, biological process: telomere capping. The record is from RefSeq and is a predicted model, not a curated record. Gene Ontology annotation, molecular function: single-stranded telomeric DNA binding.